AUGGCCCCAGGAUCUAUAGUUCAGGAGCUAGUUCCUGAGCAGAACACCAGUUCAUCAACAAAGACGAAUAGUAACCUCUCGUUCAUCCUGAAUAAACCCCAUGACGUUCAGUUCGCCGAACGACCUAUACCGAAGAUCUCCGCAGCCCACCAUGUCCUGGUAGCCGUCAAUUACACGGGUAUCUGCGGCUCUGAUGUACACUACUGGGAACAUGGCAGGAUUGGCCACUUCGUGGUCGAAGAGCCUAUGGUCCUAGGUCACGAAUCCGCCGGCACUGUCGUCGAGGUCGGCAGCGCCGUCAAGACGCUUGCACCCGGUGAUAGGGUCGCUCUCGAACCCGGCUAUCCCUGCCGGCGGUGUAACGACUGUUUGGCUGGCCGAUAUAACCUCUGCCCAGAUAUGGUGUUCGCGGCUACCCCUCCCUACGAUGGCACUCUUACAGGCUUUUGGGUUGCGCCGUCCGACUUCUGCUAUAAGCUGCCUACCAAUGUUUCCCUCCAAGAGGGUGCAUUAAUUGAGCCUCUUGCGGUUGCGGUACAUAUCGUUCAGCAAGCAAGAGUUAGACCCGGCGCGACUGUUGUGGUCAUGGGAGCCGGCCCAGUCGGUCUUCUCUGCGCAGCAGUCGCCAGGUCCUUUGGCGCUGUCAAGGUCGUCAGUGUUGAUAUCAUCCAGUCAAAGCUCGAUUUCGCCACAGAGCUAGCCGCCACACACACAUACCCCUUCCAGCGCAUUUCGCCAGAAGAGAACGCGAACGCGCUACUCGAGCAGUGCAACCUUGGCAAGGGUGCAGACGUUGUCAUUGACGCCAGCGGGGCGGAACCAUGCAUCCAAACGAGUUUGCAUGUUGUAAAGAUGGGAGGCACCUACGUUCAGGGUGGCAUGGGCAAGGCAGAUAUUACUUUUCCUAUUAUGGCCUUGUGCCAGAAGGAGGUUACGGUGCGAGGCAGCUUCAGAUAUGGUCCUGGAGAUUAUCAACUUGCUAUUGAGCUGGUGGCCAAUGGUAGCGUAGAUGUUAAGAAACUUAUCACGGGUGUCGUGGGUUUCACGCAGGCAGAGGACGCGUUUAAGAAGGUCAAGGAGGGUCAAGUGAUCAAGAUCCUGAUUGCUGGGCCUAAUGAGCGUGUGAAUGCUGGGUCGAAUGUGGGAAUCGGCGAGAAUAUCACUGAGAACACCAGUGGCAUCAAGGGAGGAUGCUGCUAA
Molecule: messenger RNA, 1200 nt
Organism: Cordyceps fumosorosea ARSEF 2679
Lineage: Eukaryota; Fungi; Ascomycota; Sordariomycetes; Hypocreales; Cordycipitaceae
Product: xylitol dehydrogenase
Exons: 2
Coding region: 1-1200 (399 amino acids)
Biological process (GO): D-sorbitol catabolic process
Molecular function (GO): L-iditol 2-dehydrogenase (NAD+) activity; zinc ion binding
Source: RefSeq, a predicted model, not a curated record